AUGUUUGAAGAUCUAUCUAUCUAUCUAUCUAUCUAUCUAUCUAUCUAUCUAUCUAUCUGUCACAGUCUGUUCAUAUCUAUCUAUCUAUCUAUCUAUCUAUCUAUCUAUCUAUCUAUCUAUCUGUCACAGUCUGUUCAUAUCUAUCUAUCUAUCUAUCUAUCUAUCUAUCUAUCUAUCUAUCUAUCUAUCUAUCUGUCACAGUCUGUUCACAUGUAUGUAUGUAUGUAUGUAUCUAUCUAUCUAUCUCUGUUCACAUCUAUCUAUCUAUCUAUCUAUCUAUCUAUCUAUCUAUUUAUCUGUCACAGUCUUUUCAUAUCUAUGUAUGUAUGUAUGUAUCUAUCUAUCUCUGUUCACAUCUAUCUAUCUAUCUAUCUAUCUAUCUAUCUAUCUAUUUAUCUGUCACAGUCUUUUCAUAUCUAUGUAUGUAUGUAUGUAUCUAUCUAUCUCUGUUCACAUCUAUCUAUCUAUCUGUCACAGUCUGUUCAUAUGUAUGUAUGUAUCUGUCUCUGUUCACAUCUAUCUAUAUAUCUAUCUCAGUCUGUUCAUAUCUAUCUAUCUAUCUAUCUAUCUAUCUAUCUAUCUAUCUAUCUAUCUCAGUCUCUGCGUUUCUUUCUCCGUGUUCAUAUCUAUCUAUCUAUCUAUCUAUCUAUCUAUCUAUCUAUCUAUCUGCAUUUUAAACAGAAGUUGGACAUUUCAAUGCAUGAGUGUUGCACAGAAAAGGGAGACGAAAAAAAAAACUGUGUAAUACUGUUCUGUAAAGGUGUUAAUCACUAG
Molecule: messenger RNA, 774 nt
Organism: Acanthosepion pharaonis
Lineage: Eukaryota; Metazoa; Mollusca; Cephalopoda; Sepiida; Sepiidae
Source: the annotation of a GenBank genome assembly